UAUUCUCAGUCAUCAAUGUCUUCCCUGCAACAAUCCUCUAUUUGUGAUGAAAAAUAUAUGCCUGAAGAGCUUCUAAUAGCUCGAAUCAUACAGAUCCAUGGCAGUAUUAGUAAGUUAGAAUCGUUGCGGCCAUCGAAGCUGGUUAAUACUCUCUUCACUCAGCUAGUGAAGUUGUGUACAAUCCCAUCUUCAAUUGACAUCAACAACUUACAAGAAGAAGUGCAACAAAUGAGACUAAGUCUCAUAAAUCUCUGUGGACUUGCAGAAGGUCUCCUAGAGCUCGAAUUCGCCACUAUUCUUGCCAAAUUACCACAACCUCUACAACAUCUUAAUCUCUUCCCUUACUAUGAAAACUAUGUAAAACUAGCUAGUCUAGAGUACAACAUCUUAUUAGAGAAUGGAGUGAUGGAACCCAAGAAGGUAGCCUUUGUUGGGUCAGGUCCAAUGCCUCUAACUUCAAUUGUAAUGGCUACCCAUCACCUGCAAUUCACUCAGUUCAACAACAUCGACAUCGAUGAAUCCGCGAAUGAUGUGGCUCGACGGAUUGUUUCUUCGGAUGUGGAGCUAGAGAAGAGGAUGAAAUUUGAGACUUGUGAUAUAAUGGAGGUGAAGGAGAAGCUAGGGGAAUAUGAUUGUAUCUUCUUAGCAGCUCUUGUAGGGAUGAACAAGGAAGAGAAGGUAAAGAUUCUUGAGCAUAUGAGAAGGUUUAUGAAGGGUGGAGGGUCUUUGCUAGUGAGGAGUGCAAAUGGGGCAAGAGGGUUCUUAUAUCCAGUAGUUGAUGAGAAUGAUUUGCUUGGUUUUGAGGUCCUCUCCAUCUUUCACCCCACUAAUGAUGUGAUCAAUUCAGUUGUACUUGCUCGUAAACCUAUCUUCUAAACAGGGAAGAGGUUGUGUUGUCA
Messenger RNA from Telopea speciosissima, 899 nucleotides. RefSeq names its product nicotianamine synthase-like. Lineage: Eukaryota; Viridiplantae; Streptophyta; Magnoliopsida; Proteales; Proteaceae. Bases 16 to 876 code for a protein of 286 amino acids. Gene Ontology annotation, molecular function: nicotianamine synthase activity. The transcript has a single exon. Gene Ontology annotation, biological process: nicotianamine biosynthetic process. The record is from RefSeq and is a predicted model, not a curated record.